GACCUCCAGAACAGAUUCAGAGAACAACAUGCAGGCAGAUCGUGAGAUGAGUGUUGUUGCGGGGUCACCCAGGACAGGUGACAACUGUAGCAAUGUUCACGAGGAUGUCAGCGUGAGAAAGAGGAGGGCUAGUGAUGAUGGCAGGAUGCCCGACAAAAGGAUGAGGUGCAGUAACCUCACCAACCCUUCUGAACACAGUGAUGUGUCAGUAAGGCCACCUGAAAAGAAGAGAAGGUGUAGCAUCAGAAACAGCUCCAACUCUGACCCCAGUGUAAUAGCUGUGGUGGAGCCCAAAACAGAAACAAACAAGAGAAAGGCCAGCGACGAUGAUGAGGCACCUGAGAAGAAAACCAGUCGUAGUGACAGCGGGGUGUCCUGGUUCCCUCUGCUCAGUGAUACUGAAUCCUCCUCUUCAUCAGCAGAAGGAGACAUCACCUACAACACCAGCAACGCCUCAUCCGAGGAGGAGAGAAUCUUUGAGUUGGCCUCCUCACUAAACGCAAGCAGAGCUGAUUUCGUGAACAAGUACUGCGAGUUGGAUCCGAUCGGCAAGGGAGGCUUCGGCUCAGUGCGCGCUGGCUUCCGUAAAGCAGACCAUCAACCAGUUGCCAUCAAGCACAUUCCCAUCAGGGCUGUGAGAUUAGAAAAAGUUAAAUGCAAUGGGAAGGUGUUCAACAUCGUUCUGGAGGUGGCGCUCAUGCUGAAAGCCACAGGUCUACCAGGAUCCAUUGGACAAUCCACUGCUGUGUCUCUUCUGGACUGGUAUGAUCUGGGCCACGAGAUAAUACUGAUCAUGGAAAGACCGGAGAACUGCAUGGACCUCCUUAGCUACCUAAAAUCUCGCGGAGGUUACCUGGAUGAACAUGAGGCAAAGAUGAUCCUGAGACAGCUGGUGGACGCAGCCAUCGACAUGCACUCAAAGGGUGUCUUUCACCGGGACAUAAAGUUACAGAACGUCCUGGUGCAGUUGAACGGUGGAGAACCCAAAGUGCGUAUCAUCGACUUCGGCUGUGGCAGCUUCUCCACUGAGACGCCUUUCACUACUUUUUGUGGUACCCGUGCAUACUUCCCUCCCGAGUGGUUUGACUGUGAGAAAUACAGGGCCUGUCCCACCACUGUCUGGCAGCUUGGAGCGCUAUUUUAUACAUUGCUGUGUGGACAUAGGACCUUUACCACCAUGAGCUUCAUGACCAACCACGUUCAGUUCGACAGAGCACUGUCCAAUGAGGUCAAGAUCUUGGUGUAUAUGUGUCUGACCAGAGACCCUGAGUUGCGAGCCACUCUGAAGGAGCUACAGAUGCGCUCUGCGCUCAACUAAGUAUCCGCAAAUCCAAGUCAAGUCAACUUUGAUUUUACGGUACUGAAAAACUCGUAAUGGACUGUUCAAUUUGUCAUGUGCAACCUCAACUGUCAAAUAAAGUAAGAAGCUUCUCCAUCACUGAUUGUAAUUUUUGAAGAGCACUAUUUUCACUGCAGUCUAAAAUCAUCACAUUUGUGACCUGAGUCUGACUCAGUUUCAAGUUAUGUGACCUGAGGGCACAUCUCUGAAGAACACUGUAUCUGAUGUUGUACUGUACUGCAAAUAAAUGAAUCAUCAUUUGACCUGCUGCAAUGGUCUGAAUUUUCCCCAAAAUAUUCAGGUAAAACAUCAGUGCUUUAAGGUGAUGAAUGGUAUACAGAUGACUCAUUUGUGGGAUGCUUACAUUUACAUGUAGGACUUGCAAAAUACA
Messenger RNA from Scatophagus argus, 1730 nucleotides. RefSeq names its product serine/threonine-protein kinase pim-2-like. Gene Ontology annotation, molecular function: protein serine/threonine kinase activity; ATP binding. Gene Ontology annotation, biological process: negative regulation of apoptotic process; regulation of mitotic cell cycle; protein autophosphorylation. Gene Ontology annotation, cellular component: cytoplasm. The transcript has 8 exons. Bases 29 to 1318 code for a protein of 429 amino acids. The record is from RefSeq and is a predicted model, not a curated record. NCBI's taxonomy places the organism in Eukaryota, Metazoa, Chordata, Actinopteri, Scatophagidae.